Daldinia childiae is the source of this 744-nucleotide messenger RNA. RefSeq lists its product as uncharacterized. NCBI's taxonomy places the organism in Eukaryota, Fungi, Ascomycota, Sordariomycetes, Xylariales, Hypoxylaceae. Bases 1 to 744 code for a protein of 247 amino acids. The transcript has 2 exons. The record is from RefSeq and is a predicted model, not a curated record.
AUGUUCCGACAAUCACUUCGACUGGCACGGAAGAAGAACUUUGGAGCACGGCAACUAUCUGUGCCGCCGACUCCUAUAACCUUACUUCGUCCGUAUUCUAACAAUCAGACGACUCAAGACAAUAGUUCCCCGAAUGACCCAGCACAGACUCUCACCCAAGUAGACAGCAUCUCGUCGGUGAUAAAACAGGACCACCGGCAGAUUGAGAAAUAUCACCACAAGAUUCUCAAUUCGAAGGAUCAUGAUACUCAGCGGCGAUACCAAAAUGCCUUUGUGUGGGAGCUGACGAGGCACGCAAUAGCCGAAGAGCUAGUUGUAUAUCCUUCAAUGGAAACAGGCCUCAACAACGGUAAAGAGAUAGCUGAUAAAGAUCGAGAAGAGCAUCAAAUCGCUAAAGAGCAGCUCUACAAGUUCCAGAACAUGACCCCCGACGAUAGUGAUUUUAUCCCAACUCUCGAGUCGCUGAUGACUGAUCUCAAAAUUCAUAUCCAACAAGAGGAAGAACAUGAUCUCGUCAAAUUGGAAGAGGCACUACGGCCGACAAGGUCGAGAGACCUUGCCCAGCAAUUCGAGAUGACGAAAGUAUUCACACCAACACGUAGUCACCCGAGUGCGCCGAAUAAGCCGCCAUACGAGACUGCUGCUGGCCUCAUGACAGCGCCACUAGACAAGCUUGGCGAUAUGUUUCGCGCAUGGCCAGACGAGCCCGGGCCGAAACCAGCUUCUGGCGGAGCUGGGAGAUGA